Messenger RNA from Glycine soja, 3453 nucleotides. Its product is annotated as disease resistance-like protein DSC1. Gene Ontology annotation, biological process: defense response; signal transduction. The transcript is spliced from 6 exons. The coding region runs from base 132 to 3296 and encodes 1054 amino acids. NCBI's taxonomy places the organism in Eukaryota, Viridiplantae, Streptophyta, Magnoliopsida, Fabales, Fabaceae. The record is from RefSeq and is a predicted model, not a curated record. Gene Ontology annotation, molecular function: ADP binding.
UUGUCCGCUUUAAGACAAGUCUUUUUUAAACUUGUGCGCUGGGAAGAGUUGACUUGAGGUAUUAAGUCCAGUAAGGAGCAGUGGCUGCAUUCAGUUGCUUGAGGUGUAGAGCCAAGAAAGAUCCAGAGUAUAUGGCUUUCCAAGUUUCUCAUAAAAUCAAAUAUGUUGCAUUUCUUUGUCUCUUGCUUGCAAGGAUAGACAAUAAUUCAUCGUAUCUAGUGACAUCUUUUACUUUUCUCAACGACACUCCUCAAAUAAAGUACGAUGUCUUUGUUAGCUUUAGAGGAGCAGACAUUCGCCAAGGUUUCCUUAGCCAUUUGAUUGAGGCAUUUUCUCGAAAGCAUAUUGCUGCCUUUGUAGAUCACAACAUUCUCAAAGGAGAUGAACUGUCUGAAACACUUCUUGGAGCCAUUAAUGGAUCAUUGAUUUCAUUGAUUAUAUUUUCACAAAAUUAUGCUUCUUCACGUUGGUGUCUGUUAGAACUUGUGAAAAUUGUUGAGUGCAGAAAAAGGGAUGGACAAAUUGUAGUGCCUGUUUUCUAUAAAGUAGAUCCUUCAGAUGUACGACAUCAAAAGGGGACUUAUGGAGAUGCCUUUGCUAAACAUGAAGGAAAAUUUAGUUUGACUACUAUACAAACUUGGAGAUCUGCUUUGAAUGAAUCUGCUAACCUAUCAGGAUUCCAUUCAUCAACUUUUGGGGAUGAAGCUGAGCUUGUCAAAGAGAUAGUUAAAUGUGUGUGGAUGAGGUUGAAUCAUGCGCACCAAGUUAACUCCAAAGGGCUUGUUGGAGUUGGUAAACGAAUUGUACAUGUAGAAUCAUUGCUGCAAUUAGAAGCCGCGGAUGUUCGUAUUAUUGGAAUCUGGGGCAUAGGUGGUAUUGGUAAGACAACCAUUGCACAAGAAGUUUAUAAUAAACUCUGUUUUGAAUAUGAAGGUUGCUGUUUUUUGGCUAACAUAAGGGAAGAGUCAGGAAGACAUGGAAUAAUCUCAUUAAAGAAAAAUCUUUUUUCAACAUUAUUAGGAGAGGAAUAUUUGAAAAUUGACACACCUAAUGGAUUGCCUCAAUAUGUUGAGAGAAGGCUUCAUCGUAUGAAGGUUCUUAUCAUUCUUGAUGAUGUCAAUGACUCAGAGCAACUAGAAACUUUAGCUAGAACAGAUUGGUUUGGACCGGGUAGUAGAAUAAUCGUGACAACUAGAGAUAGACAGGUGCUUGCUAAUGAGUUUGCUAAUAUAUACGAGGUUGAGCCAUUAAACUUUGAUGAAUCUUUAUGGCUUUUCAAUUUGAACGUCUUUAAGCAAAAACAUCCUGAAAUAGAGUACUAUGAGCUAUCAAAGAAAGUUGUCGAUUAUGCCAAAGGCAUUCCGUUUGUUCUUAAACUUUUGGGUCACCGUCUUCAUGGAAAAGAGAAAGAGAUAUGGGAAAGCCAAUUAGAAGGACAAAAUGUGCAAACCAAAAAGGUUCAUGAUAUUAUUAAAUUGAGUUAUAAUGAUCUUGAUCAGGAUGAAAAGAAGAUACUUAUGGAUAUUGCAUGUUUUUUCUAUGGGCUGCGUCUAGAAGUUAAGAGGAUAAAACUUUUAUUGAAAGAUCAUGAUUAUUCAGUGGCUUCGGGAUUAGAAAGAUUGAAGGAUAAAGCUCUUAUCAGUAUUUCUAAAGAAAAUAUGGUAUCAAUGCAUGACAUUAUAAAAGAAACUGCUUGGCAGAUUGCUCCCCAGGAAUCUAUUGAAGACCCUAGAAGCCAAAUUCGACUAUUUGAUCCUGAUGAUGUCUAUCAAGUACUAAAAUACAACAAGGGUAACGAGGCUAUCAGAAGCAUAGUCGUCAACUUGUUGAGAAUGAAGCAAUUGCGAUUAAACCCUCAAGUAUUUACUAAGAUGAACAAGCUCCAUUUUCUAAAUUUUUAUAGUGUAUGGUCCAGCAGUACUUUCCUCCAGGAUCCAUGGGGCUUGUAUCUUUCUCAAGGGCUUGAAUCUUUGCCAAAUGAACUAAGAUAUCUUAGGUGGACGCAUUACCCCUUGGAAUCUUUGCCUUCAAAGUUUUCUGCAGAAAAUCUUGUUGAGUUGCACUUGCCAUAUAGCCGUGUGAAAAAACUUUGGCUAAAAGUACCGGAUCUUGUGAAUUUAAAGGUCCUUAAACUGCAUUCAUCAGCACAUGUAAAGGAGCUGCCAGACUUAUCAACGGCCACAAAUCUUGAAAUAAUAGGUCUCCGAUUCUGUGUAGGGUUGACUAGAGUGCAUCCAUCAGUUUUCUCUCUCAAAAAGCUUGAGAAAUUGGAUUUAGGUGGAUGCACUUCCCUUACAAGCCUUCGAAGCAAUAUCCAUAUGCAAUCCCUUCGCUAUCUCUCCCUUCAUGGCUGCUUAGAACUAAAGGAUUUCUCUGUGAUCUCAAAGAAUCUGGUAAAGUUGAAUUUAGAACUAACUAGUAUCAAACAAUUGCCUUUAUCUAUUGGAUCUCAAAGCAUGCUUAAGAUGCUACGUCUAGCAUACACUUAUAUCGAGACCUUGCCAACAAGCAUCAAGCAUCUUACAAGGCUGCGACAUCUAGAUCUUCGAUAUUGCGCGGGGCUUCGGACUCUACCAGAGCUUCCCCCAUCACUUGAAACACUAGAUGUCCGCGAAUGCGUGUCAUUGGAGACUGUAAUGUUCCCUUCUAUUCCUCAACAAAGGAAGGAAAAUAAGAAAAAAGUUUGCUUCUGGAACUGCUUGCAAUUGGAUGAAUAUUCUCUCAUGGCCAUUGAGAUGAAUGCGCAAAUUAACAUGGUGAAAUUUGCACACCAACAUUUAUCUACAUUUCGUGAUGCUCAAGGUACAUACGUGUAUCCGGGAAGUGAUGUUCCGCAAUGGUUGGACCAUAAGACAAGACAUGGUUAUGAUGAUGAUUAUGUAACUAUUGCUCCACAUUCCUCUCACUUGGGCUUCAUUUUUGGCUUUAUUGUUCCAGAAGUCCCCUAUGGGGGUUCCAAUUUGAAACUCAAAAUCACCACUGGGGCUGAAGGUGAAGAAGGUAACAGUAUCAUUGUGUACUUGGAAAGACCACAUCAUGGUAUUAAAUCGAAUCAUGUGUAUCUAAUGUACGACCAAGCAUGUUCUCACUUUCUGAAUAGUCGUGCCAAACAUCAUCCAAUGUUGAAAAUUAAGGUUACAGUCGCAUCACAAACGCUCACAUCACAAUACGUACCGUUGCAAAUUAGAGGGUUUGGGGUCAGCACAAUCAACAGUUUUCCUCAAAUAGAAGAAUUGGUUUAUAGUAGUUCAAAGGAAAAUUCUGACGUCUACCCUGUUUCCGUGUGGAAUGGGUGAGAGGGAAGAAAGAAUAAAGAUGAAUUGGUUUAUAGUAAUAUUUCCCUCAUGAGUCAGAUAAUCUUAUCUCUUAAACAUGCAAUAAUGAAUUUGAUUUUUGAUUUGUGUGUAAGAAAAAAUAUUUAUUGGGAAAGAUAAAUCUCUCAAAUGAAUCUUA